Messenger RNA from Mauremys mutica (yellowpond turtle), 6209 nucleotides. Its product is annotated as tigger transposable element-derived protein 5-like. The coding region runs from base 335 to 2161 and encodes 608 amino acids. Gene Ontology annotation, cellular component: nucleus. NCBI's taxonomy places the organism in Eukaryota, Metazoa, Chordata, Testudines, Geoemydidae. Gene Ontology annotation, molecular function: DNA binding. The transcript has a single exon. The record is from RefSeq and is a predicted model, not a curated record.
GCUGCUGCCCCCGGCCCCCGGGGACCCCCCGGCGCUGGGCCUGCGGGAGCCGCCGAGGCGGAGACGCUCCCCGGACGGGACGGGCGCCAGGCGGCCCCGGGGGCGACCGGGCGGCAGCAGCAGCAGCAGCAGCAGGGCCUCGCCGGGGCUGGAGGAGCCGAGCCGCCGGGAGCCUCCGGUGGAGCCGGGCGGACGGAGCCCGCUGGAGCUGGAGGAGCCGGGCAGCAGGGAGCCGUCCCCGGUGUGCCUGGAGCUGGGCGAGCCCGGGGCGGCGGCGCGGUGCCGGCGGGGCGGGGGGCCCCCCGGGCGGGGCCCCGCGGGGCUGUCGGUGAAGAUGGCUUUCCGCCGCGCCUACUCCAUCAAGGACAAGCUGCAGGCCAUCGAGCGGGUGAAGAAGGGCGAGCGGCAGGCCUCGGUGUGCCGGGACUUCGGGGUGCCCGGCGGCACGCUGCGCGGCUGGCUCAAGGACGAGCACAAGCUGCGCUGGUUCCUGGACCAGCUGGGCGGCGAGGUGGGCACCCAGCGCAAGAAGAUGCGCCUGGCCAACGAGGAGGAGAUCGACCGGGCCGUCUACACCUGGUUCCUCACCCUGCGGCAGCACGGCGUGCCGCUCUCCGGGCCCAUCAUCCAAGCCCAGGCCGAGGCCUUCGCCCGCCAGAUCUACGGGCCCGAGUGCACCUUCAAAGCCAGCCAUGGCUGGUUCUGGCGCUGGCAGAAACGGCACGGCAUCUCCAGCCAGCGCAUCUAUGGCGAAGGCGGUGGAGGGGGGGACCCCGCCGCUCCAGGGACCCCGCCGCUCAAGGCUGAGCUGGAGCCCGGGGCCCCCUCUUCCACCUUUCCGGACCCUUCGCUGCUCCUGCCCCCGCCGCCUCCUCCUCCAGCCGCUGCGGCUCCUUCGGACGGGGGAGGCUACGGGGACGAGCAGAUCUACAAUGCCAAUGUAACUGGACUCUACUGGAAGCUGCUGCCAGGCCAGGCUGGAGAGCUGCGGGCCCAUUCCCCCCGCCUGCAGGCUCCCCCCCGUCGGAGGCUGGUGGUGAAGGAGCGCGUCACCGUGCUGCUGGCUGCCAACCUGACUGGCUCGCACAAGCUGAAACCGCUGGUGGUUGGGGGGCUCCCAGACCCACCCAGUCUCCGGCACCACAACCAGGACAAGUUCCCGGCCUGCUACCGCUACAGCCCCGAGGCCCGGCUCGGACCUGCCCUUCUCCGGGCCUGGUUCUUUGAAGACUUUGUGCCAGGAGUCAAGCGUUAUCUGCGCCGCAGCUGCCUCCAGCAGAAGGCGGUGCUGCUUCUCAGCAGCCCCCCGCCGCCCUCCGGUGCUGGCCCAGAGGAGCCACCCCAACUGCAGACCCCAGAUGGCUCCAUCCGAGCCCUCUUCCUCUCCAAGGCUGCAGCAGGGGGCAGCUCAGCUGCAGGGGGAGGCCGUAUCCCCGCCCCGCUGGAGCAAGGCGUGGUGUCCGCCUUCAAGCAGCUCUACAAGCGGGAGCUGCUGCGAUUGGCCGUGUCCUGCGUGGCCAGUGGGGGAGGCGGCCCCACUGGGGGGCCCAGCCCAGCCGGCGGUGGGAGUGGCCCCCUGGACUUUGUGCGCUCUUUCCUGCUCAAGGACAUGCUGUACCUCGCUGGCCUCUCCUGGGACCUCAUCCCUGCUGGCUCCAUCGAAAAGUGCUGGCUGCUCGGGCUGCGUGCUGCUUUUGAGCCCCAGCCUGGGGAAGAGGAACAGGGGGAACCACUGGGUGGGGAUGGAGGUGGUGGGGACAGCAAGGUCUUCAGCGAUCUCACCCAUCUGGCUGCCCUGGCCUAUAAACGCCUAGCACCCGAGGAGGUGGCCGACUGGCUGCACCUGGACGAUGCGGCACCAGGCAUGGAGGGGGAGGAUGGGGAAGGGGAUGGUGGAGAUGAAGGACCUGGAGGCUGUGGCGGGGAUGAGGAUGAGGAGGCAGCAGGGGUGGAUGCAGGCAGUGGGGGAGGCAGUGGAGUGGAAGAGGGAGGGGAGCCCCCAGUGCCCACGGCCCGGGAAGCCAUCAGGGGCUUGGAGACAGCACUACGCUGGCUGGAGAGCCAGGACCCCCGGCAGGUGGGACCACUCAAGUUGGUGCAGCUCCGCUCCCUCAUUAGUAUGGCCCAGCGGCUGCACCAAGGGGGUAGCUCAGACUCAUAGGGGGUGCGAAGGGGACUGGAGCUGGUCAGCCGCCUACUGCUGCACCUUUGGGGGUGUAGCCCCACCAGACUCCCAUGGGAUGGAUGGGGACUAACCCCACUCUGCAAUGGGACUGGCAAUGGGGAAUCCAACCCCCCCACCCAUCAUUGCUAGGGAGUGGGGUCUAAUACCUCGUGGGGUUCAGAUGUCCCUCCCCCUGGGGCUACCCCCCUGUCACUGAGGGGUACGCCUACUUCCUGGGGCUAAUAAGGGGGGAUAACCCACUGUAAAAUGCCAUCACUGAGGGCUAUUCCUCACUCUAAAUAUCAUUGGGAGGUGCUAUUCCCUACUCAUGGAACAUAGGGGGAUAAUUCCGAGCAACAUCACUGGAGGGCUAAUCCUUACCCCUGACAUCAGCAGAUCCCCCAACCCAUGGGGCAGAGGCAGGGGGACCAAUCUCCGUAUCCAGUGUCGCUGCAAGGAAGGGGCUUACCGCCAUUUUCCUGGGAUUGAGGGGAGACUAACCAACGUCCCUGAGAAGGGCUGAGGCGGGGGACUGGCCAUCAGUGGGUCAGAGAAGGCACGCUGCCCCCUAGCUUGACUGAGAGGAGGGGAUUCUCCCUCACAGGAGUGGGACUAAUGAAGAUGGCGGCAGUAAGAAUCCUGCUGUGAGGGGAAGGGGGCCUGCAUGGCUACACACGCCAAGAGAGGCUCUUCCUUCUCAAGUUGUAAAGAGGAAAACAAAUGCUGGGCAAGGAAUGAAGCUAAACGGAUAGCUUGGCUGCAGUCUCCCACGCAAAGUUCUGUGGAGGUGAAUCCAGGUGGCAGCAGCAGCCUCACUGUCCAGACCCAAAUCAUCAAUGGACUGUAGCUGCUACCAGGAUGUAAACUGGCAGCCACGUGCUUGGGUAUCUUUUUGUAAGAACUAAUGUUACACCCUGGCGAGGGCUGGUCAUUCAUACCCUUCCCAUUUGCUAACUGGUUGCUUGUUAAGCUAGGGUGGGUUUAAAACUGGGGUGGGUUUUACAUGCACUGGAUUAGAACCGGUACGCUCUGGGCUGGGGGUACUCUUAAUAAGCUACAGGCCACCCCGAGAGCUGGUGAGCUAAUGUAACCUCCACGGUUACUUUCUGUGCACAAGGGAUGCUAUAGCUCUUAAACCAUGGAUACUUCAGUCUCUUUAAAAAUUAAAAUACCGUUUUUUGCAAUCAUAGCAAAAUAGUUAAGCCUGGUGGCUAGGAAGAGAACGAAAUUCCCUUCAGCGGUGGGACAUUCUGCAGGCAGCAGAUUCUUGGUUUUGCCUCUAUAGAGGCUGUUAUAGUGAGGCAGCUUGUUACAUGUCCUGCAGCUGGAGUGAGGCAGGAAUUGGAGGGGCCCACAACAUUUAUAUUAAAAAAUAGAGGCAUGAGAUUCUAAUUGGAAUCUUUUUUUUAUUUUUUGGCCUGGUUUUAAAAAAAAAUACUUUUAGUCUGGCUAGUUAGCAAAAAUAAAAAAGUUAGUUGAACAGUCCUGCAUUGUGGCAGGUGGGGAUGGAUACUUAGCCAUCUUUUCCAUCUCAUAACAUAACUAUGAAGAUCUAAUCAAUUUCUGUUCCACUGGGGGAGGGGGGGUUGGUAAAUCGUCCCCUUAGCAGGAUGUAUAGUGAAGCAAAAUAGAUUUUAAUGUGACUUGUCUUCAAAUGAUGUGGCAAUUAAGCUUUUGAUUUAACCCUUGAAAUUGCAUUAACUGUACAUGAUUCUCCUAAAUUUGUUUCAAUAGGCAAAGUCAUCCAGUUACCUGUUUAAAAACAAAAACAAAAAAAACCACUGGCUGCUCUGAAAAAUAAUCUCUUGAAUUGUAGUUCAACUCUUGCUUCUGAGCCCAUGAACUAAUACUGAGACUUGUUUACAAAAUAAAAUCUCAUAGCUUGAGACCAAGAAGAGUGAAUAAAUUGAUACCGUUGCCUUAUAAUCCUGGUUUUCUCCAUUUGGAUAAUCAGCUCUGAACAGUGUCCUUUAAAACUGGAAUUCCAGCUUCUGCUUUGGAGUAGCUUUAUUAGGGACAGGUGAAGACUGCCUGCUAGCAAAUGAAAGACAGUUAAUUUAGGAAACAAUAGAGAGACAAAAACUAGCACAAAACUGACAGCAGGGUUCAUAUUACAAGGAAACUGUCUUUUCAAAAAUAUAAAGGUAAAUUCUACUACAGUAAAGUUAAACACUUAGAUUACUGGAGCCAUGUGCACUUUUAAAAAAUAUCUUUAUUUUUGCUGUUCAAUUUGCACUGUCUUCAGAGCCAGCAUAUGAAAAUAGUUUAAUCAAUUUCAGUUUUCUCACUGUCACAUACAAGCAUAUGGCAGUGUUUGAGUUGUGUACACCAUGGGAAAGUUUUAAGUUACACAAUUACACUGAUUUACUUACUUUAAUGAUUUAAAAAUCAUUUCUACUACGUUUUGUAAUUUUUUUUAACAAAACUUAAAUUUUCACCUUAAGCUACCUAUAUCACUUGAAAAUAGGUCAGCAAUUUGUAUAGUGCUGAAAGAUAUCCUUUAGUCAAACACUAGUCUGGCUCAAUACAGAGGUCAUGUGAAAUUAUAUGGCCUCUCUUGUACUGGAGGUCAGACUAGGUGAUCUAAUAGUCCCUUUUUGGCCUAAAAUGUCUGUGAAUCUCUACGAAGAUUUAAAAUGUCACUCUGUUGAUGAUGCAUGUGACAGAAUAGACGCCAGCUAUCAUGAGCUGCUUUAUAUGUAUAUGGCUAAGAGGUGUAGGAAUGUUUAUCGGAAAAGUGAUCUGUUAAAGGAUGAGCCAUUAACUACAAAAAUCAGGAUUAAACACGGCAAAAAAGUAAGUAGUACCUGGUUCAAAAAAAUAAUGUAAUUGGAACAGAUUUCCUUAAAUCAGUAAGGAUUUAACUUCAGUUUUUAUAAACAUUUUGCUAAAAGCUUGUUUUAAAAGUACUCCCCCUCAAUCUGAUGAGUGUCAUAAAGAGAACCAGGAAAAGAUUAUUAGGAAAAUACAAUGAAUGCUUGGGACUCAAAUGGACUGUUUGAAGGAACAAAACCGAUUUCCUUUGUUUCCACUACGGCAAAUGGAAAGGCCCCACCCUAAAAUUUUUUGUUGGUGGGAGCAAAGUGCAGCUCAGAGCUUGGCAAGAUGGAAUAUUACAUGCUGGGACAUGUAGUCUCUGGGUUGAGCCUCUUAAAAAUGACAGUGGCUGUAAAAUGUUUUUUAUGUAACUUAGGUUCAUCCCUCAGCCUUCCAGCAUGCUGCCAGCAUUAGUCCCAGUUGGGCAAAGGUUGGAUAGCACUGGGACAUAUCUGUUUGGAAACUAGGGGUGGCUAAAGCAGCAAGCUGAAAGGUGAAACAACCACCAGAGGAGCAGCGAAAUCCACUGGAGGAGAAGAUUCAAGAAGUUAGGAGUAAUCAACAGUGCCAUGGCUUUCAGAGGCUUGGGAUGAUGAGGAUGGAGUAAGUGUUGUGAUUUUGGUCUGGAAGAGAGCUCUGUCUCACUAGUGUGUAGAGGGUGGGAGCCAGAUGGAAAGUCAAGGGUCAAAUUGGAAGGUGAUGUCAGAUCUUAUUAAAGAAAUCUGGACGACCCCAUGUGAGAGGGGCAGGAGAGAGUCAGAAGUAGCAAAAUGAGCUGGGGCUACAGGUGUGAUGGAGGAGAAAUGAAAAUGCUGGUAGAAUUGAAGAGAGUAAAUUUGUAGUGGAGGAAAUCUGCAGUGUCGUGUGACUUACCCCAGAGAUGAUUAAUACCACCUGAACAAGAGUGGAGACAAUGGGUGUAGUGGUUUUUUUAGCUGCCAUGUGGCUCAGAUGAGACCUGAGAAGAUGCUGUCCCUGCCCCAGAGAUCCGACAAUCUAAUAUUUGCUGACAUGAAUGAAGGUGACAAAGAGGUGAUGAAGUAAGAGAGGUACAAGCUGUACCACCACACUGAUAAGCCAUGUGUGUAUGUUCACAAUUAGGGAGUACAGAAAAAUUAUUUGGAGCUCAUUUUAGCAUGUUGGUGAAGUCAUGUAAUUUCUAGAUAGGCAACAAUCAGGAAACUUUCUACUGUUUUUAAGAAACAUAAAUAAAUACUGGUAAACUUCA